Hibiscus syriacus is the source of this 645-nucleotide messenger RNA. RefSeq names its product RING-H2 finger protein ATL78-like. The coding region runs from base 1 to 645 and encodes 214 amino acids. The transcript has a single exon. Gene Ontology annotation, molecular function: transferase activity. Gene Ontology annotation, biological process: protein ubiquitination. The record is from RefSeq and is a predicted model, not a curated record. NCBI's taxonomy places the organism in Eukaryota, Viridiplantae, Streptophyta, Magnoliopsida, Malvales, Malvaceae.
AUGUCCAUUGCCACAUCCACUCAACAUGUUCAAGAUUUUAGGAGAAUUCCACUACUCAGAAGAUUUCUUCUGUAUACACCAUAUGUUCAAACACAACCAAGCCCUGAAAACCCCCACAAUUCUUCAGACACCACUGCCGAUAACAACAGCUUCAAUGGAAUCGGAAACAUCGUCAUCACGGUUCUGUCGAUCCUCGUCUGUGCCGUAAUUUGCUCACUUGGACUCAUUUCCAUCAUCAGGUUCGCAUUGAGGUUUCUGAGUUUAUUGGCCUCGGAACCCCGGUUAGCAAACACAGGGGUCAAGCGAAAAGCAUUGAAGACCUUUCCAAAAGUGAGCUACUCGACCGAGUUAAAACUGCCUGGUUUGGACUCUGAGUGUGUGAUAUGCCUUUCGGAUUUCACACCCGGUGACCGCGUGCGGCUUCUACCCAAGUGCAACGAUGGGUUCCAUGUUGGAUAUAUCGACAAGUGCCUGAGGUCUCAUUCAUCCUGCCCUAAAUGCAGGCACUGCCUCAUCGAGACAUGCGAACAGAUUGUUGGGUGUAGCCAGGCAAGUGCUGGCUCAUCGGAACGAGCUCCACCGCCGGAAACCAUGUUGAACUUACCGAUACUAGCUCCUGAAGGUUUCAUAAACAGCUAUAGGUAA